Macrosteles quadrilineatus (aster leafhopper) is the source of this 2817-nucleotide messenger RNA. Its product is annotated as SET domain-containing protein SmydA-8-like. The transcript is spliced from 8 exons. The record is from RefSeq and is a predicted model, not a curated record. NCBI's taxonomy places the organism in Eukaryota, Metazoa, Arthropoda, Insecta, Hemiptera, Cicadellidae. Bases 28 to 1578 code for a protein of 516 amino acids.
UCAGUAGAGCUGUAUCUGAGCUGCAGUAUGCCUCGUCACCGCCGCCACCGACACAAGAAACCUGGGAGCCCUCAUCAUGAGCCGGAGCAGAGUUGCGAACCCCCAACACAGUCCGAGGCCAAGUACUAUAUUGUGAAACAGUCAGAAUCACUAGGACGAUAUCUGGAGGCCAGUCGAGACAUUGCUGAAGGUACAGUCAUCAUAGAGGCAGAGCCACUGGUAGUGGGUCCUGUGUCUGAUUCUGCACCUUUAUGUCUGGGUUGUUACACAGAACUGAGCAGCAUCGACUCUGCAGAAAAAUGCAAAUCCUGCAAAUGGCCAUUAUGCUCCAACACUUGCAAGGGCUUAAACAAAAUCAAUGGACACAGCAAAGAAGAAUGUUCGCUCCUCUCAAAAUGCCCGAUUGAAAGUAACAGUCUUCAAAAGCAACAGCUGUACAAUGCAAUAUUCCCACUGAGAUGUCUAAUGCUGCGAGAACAUCAGCCGGAAAAGUGGAGAAUCCUGAACACAAUGCAAGCUCACAACGAGCUACGGAGGAAACAGCAGUCCAUCUGGAACUACAACCAGAAGUCUGUUGUGGAUCGGAUAAGAAAUGAGUGGAAGAUUGACAAAUUCACUGAGGAGGAAAUCCACACUGUUUGUGGAUAUGCUGAGGUGAAUGCAUUUUCCAUUGGUGGGGACUCUAUCAACAUCCAAGGUCUCUACCCGGAAGCAUACUUCUUCGCUCAUGAUUGUGUAGCCAACACUUCACACACAGACGAUGAGAACUACAAGAUAAAGGUGUUCACAUCUGUCAAACUACGCCAAGGGCAAAUGUUAACUUUGUCUUACACAAACUCUCUAAAGGGUACAGUCAAACGUAGGGAGCACCUGAGAAAGUGCAAGUUUUUCGAGUGCUCAUGCCAGCGCUGCAGUGAUUCCACAGAGCUCGGCACUUACAUGAGUGCGCUCAAGUGCCGGAACUGCAGUGCAGGUCGAGUGCUGCCCGUGGAGCCCCUCAGAGACGACACUGACUGGAGAUGUGACGCUUGCAACAGCAUUCAUCUCAACAAAGACAUCAACACUGCAAUUAACAGGGUUGAACAAGAAAUCAGUGGGUUGGACCAGGAGAAGGUGCUGUUGAUAGAAGCGGCUAUCCGAAGGUACAGUGGGCUGUUACACCCCAGCCAUUACCUCAUAGUGGGCCUCAAGUACUCACUGAGUCAACUGUACGGCAAGACAGCUGGCUUCCUCAUCAGUCAGAUGAACGAAGAAACACUUCAGCGGAAAGUGCAAAUCUGCGAAGACAUUCUGAAAAUCUUUGACAUUGUGGAGCCAGGAUUUACACGUAUCAGAGCAAUAACUAUGUACGAGCUCCACGCACCUCUCAUGAUACUGACAAUCAAGCAGUCUGAGAGAGGCCACAUAUCUCACACUGAUCUCGCCAGAAACCUGAAAAGAGUGGCGUUCUACCUGAGAGAGUGUGUCAGACUGCUGAAAUUUGAGUCGAAAGGUACCCAAGAGGACUCCAUCAGAACUGCAGCUGUAGAGGGCUUGGUUCAGCUCAAGAGUUGGGAACCAGCUGUAGGGAAACUGUGAAUUAAGCUAUUUUACAAAUGUCUGGACAGUCAGAGACACCCCUGAGUGUAUUUUCAGGGGGGAGCCAAACCGGUAUCUCGUUUGAAGGGAAAAAUCUCUUACCACAAACAAUUUUAACAAAGAAUGUAAUUGAAAUUAAAAUUGUAUACUACUAGUCACUUAUCCAGUGCUAAUGCAAUAAGUUUUUUCUAGAAGUUCUUCUUUAUGUCAGCUCACUGUGUUUUAAGUAUUGACAAAAGACAAAGAUUGCUAAAAAGAUCUUUUGAGACCUUUCCUAUAAGAGCUCAUUUUUAAAAGAGGAUUUUGAUGAUUAAUUGUUUUUAUUUGUUUAUGCUAUUUAAAGUAAAUAGCAAUAAUGUGAUUUUUCAUCAAUUACACAGAUCUCUGGACGAACUGAGCUAUAUAUUGUUUUAUAGCUCAAAUCAUUAUUUUAAACUAUCUUGUUGGUACCAGUUACUUUUUAUAAACCAACACUUACAGUAACAAGAAGGGUUGUGAUGUCACAAUGACAUCACUGAAAACACCCGAUUGUAAUAAAUCAUAUUUCAAUUAACCUAACUAUUGACAAUGUAUGUUCCAAGUCACCUGCUGAAGACUUAUUUGUCCCAAUAUAAGAUUAUUGAUUGCCAAAGCCAAAAGCCAACUGUACUUUAAACUAAUACAUUCUAAUAAAAGCUAAAAUAUUGACUCCGAUUACAAAAUUUAGCGGUUUAAGGGGAAGCGAUUUCAUCUCCACCUCACCCUAACUUUGAUACAACAGCCGGUAGCUGAUAUACAUAUUAAACUAAGAAAAUGUGAUGGGGGAACCCAGGUAACCUUCAGUCUUCACCUUAGACCCCCUAAAUUUUGUGAACGGACUAUAAGGAUAAUAUAAUGUUAACUAGUUUAUAAUAUUUCUUUAACUUUGGCCGGAUAUAUGGUACAUUUACUCUAUGUUUUAUCACAUAAUACUCUUGUCUAUGUCACGUUUUCCUUUGUACUGCCACUGUCUUUGUUUUGUGUUUUUCUACGUCAAUGGCAUUUUUUAAUAAUUUAUUGUAAGAGUCUAUCAAUGUCUAAAUCAUUCAAGUGAUUAACACUUAUUUAAUUUAGUUUCAUUUGGUCUAUCUCUGAUUUGUGUAUUUUUAUCAUUUUUUUUUAUAAUCAUGGAUGAGAUAAUUGUCUAAUGUUUUACACAAGGUUAUUUGUUUGCACUAUGGCAUAUGAUAAUAAUAAAUGGAAUAAAAAAGAGUAACGCAU